Messenger RNA from Styela clava, 2794 nucleotides. The record is from RefSeq and is a predicted model, not a curated record. NCBI's taxonomy places the organism in Eukaryota, Metazoa, Chordata, Ascidiacea, Stolidobranchia, Styelidae.
UUAUGCUUUUUUCACUGAAAUUUGCACUGAAAAUAUAUCCACAGAUACCCGACCAUCUUAAAAUAUUUUAUCUGCAAUGGUAUGUACCUUUGUUCAGGCUCUGUAGUGAUCCAAUAAAAGGAAUACAUAUUAAAUAAAUUGACAAAACCAGACUUCAAAAACCAAACAGUAUAAAAGAAAAUUAUGCCGCCCAAACCAGUUCCAGGAAGGGGGAGAGGGGAUAGAGGAAGAGGUGGUAAUCCAACAAGAGGUAGAGGAGGUAUUCAAGGCAGACAGUCCAAAAUGAGACAGAGCAACCAACUUUUAAAUCCCAAGACUUCAAAUAUGCAGAGAGGAAUAGUUCAGAGAGAUCAAGCAGGAACAUCUCGUGGUAAACUUAUCGGAGGUGUUUUAAGCGUAAUCGUAGUUUUAGGAGGAAUAGGCGCCGGAGUGUUCAUGAGUACAGCUGCUUCUGAUGAAUCUGCUAACUCGGAUUUAACAAUAAAUCCAACGAAGGCUUCUACUACAACUACAGCUGUUCCGAAGGUUACCACAACUACAACACCGCCACCACCUGUGGUGUUAGAUGAGAAAUGGAUCAAAGCGCGAGGGGAAUGUGGGAGACCGAGACAAAAACCAAAUCUCGGCAGAAUUGUCGGUGGAACAGAAGCUGUCAAACAUUCAUGGCCAUGGCAAAUAGGACUUCUGCAAUACAAGCGAUAUGAUGCAAAUACAGCUUCUGUCAAAGCCAUCUGUGGAGGAAGUCUUGUCGGUCCAAAAUAUGUUAUAUCAGCAUCACAUUGUUUUCUGAAUAAAAAACGAACAAGUGUGAGCAAAGAUAAAGAUCGCUAUAGAGUUUUGGUUGGUGCUCAUGACAAAGGCAGAGAAAGUCAUGGAGCAAAAAUGCUUGAGAUAGAAUCACUGCAUCACCAUCCAGAUAAUAAUAUGGCAACAUUCACAAGAUUAAAGCAAAUACCAGCUCAUGACAUUACAGUUAUUAUCUUAAAAACAAUUGUGGAUCCAAAUGAUAUUUCACCCAUGACAGGGUUUGUGUGUUUACCUCAACCCAAACUGAGGCCUCAUGUCGGCAAGAAUUGCUGGGCGACCGGAUGGGGAUUAACCAGUGGCACAGGAUUUGAUAAAGUUUUAAAACAAGUCAAGCAACCUGUCACAUCACAAUCAAAUUGCAUCAAAAAAUAUGGAGGCAGAAAAAUAAAUUAUGAUGUUCAUGUAUGUGCAGGACCUCACAAAGGCAAUCAGGGAACGUGCCAGGGGGAUAGCGGUGGGCCUUUAGUAUGUCAAUAUGAGGACGGUGCAUGGGUUUUACACGGAGACACCAGUUUUGGUCCAAAACCCUGUGGAUCUUCACCUGGAGUAUGGGCCCAGGUUUCUUAUCAUAUGGAUUUUGUCUGCUGUGUCUUGAGAGAUUAUGGCCCUUGUAAAAAUAUGAAAUGUGAGAUGCAGUGAAGGCUACGCAAUAUGCACUAUCGAAUACAGUCGUAGCUUUAGAAAUGAAUAAACAGGGGUAUUGAUUUUAGAACAAGAUAUCAGCUGUUUUGCACCAGGGUGUUUUACUACAAUGACUUAUGGUAUGGAACAAUGAAUUUAGCAAACUCAUGUAUCGAGUAACAGAAGCAGAUUGAUAUCUAUCUAAGUAUUUGUAAUCGAGUAGUAAGACAGGGAGAGAAGGUAUUUUGCACAGGCCGAUGAAAUUUUGAACAACUCUACCUAGAAACUAGUACUGAGUGCCACCAAAUGUAAGGUUUUCAAAUAAUAUUUUGGUUCAUGUAUGACAUUUUUGCUUUUAUUCACACACUACUCUUUUUUAGGAUUUGUUUCACACAUUUACUUUAUUACAACUUUGUAUGAUCUUUUCUUUUUUUACUAUUCUGUAAGUAAAAAGUAUUGAACCACGCAUCCAGAUUAGUCACUUUUUUGCAUACAGCAAAAUAUUGUAUAAGAGAUCUUGGUAUUGUAGAAUGGUUCUCUUACUCUUGACCUAUGACAAUUGUUUACUCCAGUAACAGUGCUCGUAUGUUCCAAACCUCAGAAUCUAUAUGGUUUUCCAUAUAAAGUAUAUUUAUUAUCUCUGGAUAGUUGUUUUAACUGAAUCAUCAUUUGCAUAAGAGAUUACUUACAAUCUUCUAUGUGAUAAACAGCACAUUUGGCCAUAUACCCUUUCGCUUGCUAAUACUAUAUUUUCCCUAGUAUUUCACCUGCAUUGCAUGUAUAUUUUUCUCAAUUUUGGUCUUUGAAGCUUUGGUCUUUGUGACUUUUUGAGGUAUUUUAAUAACUGUAUCUCAAUUGAAUAUCUCUUGAAGUCUUUCUAUGAAAAUGCAUAUAGUAUUAUUCCAAGCAAUAUUACGGAAUACAGUGAACAUAUGUGCUAUUCUGAAUUUUACUAUUUUCAAAUGUUAAAUUUACUUGAUCGUUAUCAUAUUUCGGGAAGCACGAUUCAGAAUGUCUUUGGUUAAAUAUAAAUCAUUUUUAUAUGGAUUCAUUCAAUAUUUAUUGAUGAAUAUAUAAACGGCAUUUUUUGUUUGUCAUACCAUCUCGUAUUUUAUUUUGAGAAUUGACAAGUAUUUUAGUAUGAUUGUCAAAGAAUAUUCAUUAAAUCAUUUCCUCUUAUAAAAAUUUUAUAUACCAAUAAGUAUCACCGAAUAUAUUAUUUUGAAAAACAAUUAUCACAAAUAUUUUGUCAUUAACCCAGUACUAUUCAGUCAAAUUUUCCAGAUUGUUCUCUAAUAUUUCUACUGGCCUUGUUAUGUUCUAAAUUCUAGAAGAUUAAAAUGUAGUUUUACUUAUUUCAUUAAUG